This is a messenger RNA of Camelina sativa (false flax), 1470 nucleotides long. RefSeq names its product membrane-associated kinase regulator 5-like. Gene Ontology annotation, cellular component: plasma membrane. NCBI's taxonomy places the organism in Eukaryota, Viridiplantae, Streptophyta, Magnoliopsida, Brassicales, Brassicaceae. The record is from RefSeq and is a predicted model, not a curated record.
CUACCAAAAAAAUGCCAUUUUCAUUUCUCUUUUCUUCUUCCUUUCCAAGAAAAAAAAAGAGAAAGAUUAAACCCAUUUCCAAAAAGCUCACCUUCUCUUCUCUUUCUUCUUCCUUUCUCUAUAUAUAAAUCCUUUACUUCUCCAUAUCCGUUGACAAAGCCAAACUCUUUACUCUCUCUCUCUUUCACCAUUACUCUAAUCUCUCUCUCUCUCUCUCUCUCUCUCAAUGGAAGCUCUAAGCUUUAUGAAGUUCUGGUUAACCAACAACAACACAACCAUCAAACCCCGCCGUGAAACCAAAAUCUCAGAAUGCGCCGUCGAUUCCACCACCGCAUCAGAAAGUCCCGAACUUGACCUCUGCGGCGAAGGAGACGACUCAUUCUUCGAGCUCGAGAUCUCUCUCUCCGAUUUCAAAACAGAGAGACUCGAAACAACCACCACCACCACGUUCUCUGUUUCCAACAAAAGCAAAAUCCUCCCUUUCGUCGACAUCGCCACCACGAAACCGCAGCAGUCCCCGACCACUCUCCUUAAAUCCGGCCAAAAGUUUCGAGCUUUCUCGUUUAAGAAGUCAACGACGACGAUGACGAAGAAAGAAGAAAACAACAGAAGCCUCAACAUGAGGUUCAGAACCGACGACGAAACAAUGACGAGUUUCAGAAAAACGUCGAGCAUUGCGAGGCUACAACAAACAGACGACACGACGUUCGACGGCUCUGUUUCCCCUGUUUCGUCUUCUUCUUCUUCGUCCAAGAGAUUCUUCAGUCUCAUAAAGCCUUUAUACACUAAAACGACGAAGAAACAGAGCAGUAGCAGCGGUGUAUCUUCCUCGAUUACUUCUCCGACGUCUUCACCGGCGGGGAGGGAGAAACAGAGGAGUAAUCUUCCAUCGGGGAUAAGGAGUGUGAGGAGACAGCUUGGGAAGAGCAGGUCAGCUUCUUCGGCGAUCGGAGGGAUGUCUCCGGCGAACAGAGUCGUCGAUGAGUCUUUUCAAGUUCAACAAGAUGGGAUUCAAAGUGCGAUUCUUCAUUGCAAGAAGUCGUUUCAUGGUUCCAGAGAAUCUUUUUUGUUAUCAAGAUCGACUAGUGAAUCUUCUUCACAAGAGAAACUGAGUACUUCGUCUUCUGAAGAUUCGUAUUUGUUUUCAAGGAUUGGAAGUGACACAAUGUCGGAGAAAUCAAUGGAUAGCUUGUGUUCGAUUAAGGAACAACGGGAGAAGAUUUGCGAUUAAGGUUUAGUUUUGUAAAAUAUAUAUAUGAAAUUAGAUUAAUUUUGCAGGAUUUUUGGUUCUUUUGUAAAAUUAGUUUCAAAAAUGAAGAUGAUGAUGUUGAUGAUGAUGACAAAAACAGAUAAAUCUAGUUGCAGAGUCUCAGAUUAGUGAAGGGUGUUGUUUUAUCUGCCUUUUGUAUGUAUAGUGAUGUAUCAUUAUGUGAAUCCUGACACUUCAGAAUUGAAAAAAAUCUUAUAGUA